AUGCCAUCUUCCCAAGAUCCGCACAUCGCCAUUGUAGGCGCAUCUCUCACAGCUCUGACAUUCACUCUCUCCCUACUCCAUCACAAUCCAUCUCUAAACCCGUCCAAAAUCGUUCUCUACGAAUCCCGACCACCUGCGGAUCAACCCGGAGGCCAAUGGUAUACACGAGGAGCGACAGCUUCGGAGAGCCCAACGAGGCCGCUCCUCCUCACACCAAACGCACUCAAGAUCCUGGAGAAGCUGGGCAUCUACGACCAGAUCAAGAACAAUGGCUUUGCGAUGUCGCGCACGGUCUAUCGCGAUGUCGAUGGAAAGUUUCUGGGUUCGGCGACGUUUGGUGGUGAGAAGGAGUUUGGGUACGAUGCGCUGAGGAUUGAGCGGAUGGUGCUUCUCCCUGUCCUAUUGCGGGUCAUCGAGGACAGAGGAGUGAAGGUUGAGUAUCACACCUCUGUUCGUGGCGUCGUAUCAGAAGACGAGAGUGGUGUCACAUUCGAAAUCCGCCAGGCCGGCAGGACUACGAAUGUCCAAGCAGACCUACUCAUCGGCUGCGACGGCAUCCACUCCAAAGUCCGCUCACACGUCCUCGGCCAGCCCUGCAAUCCCAUAUACCACGGCUUGAUCAUGGUGCCCUUCAAAUUCGACACGACCAAAAUCCGCUACACCUCCACCUUCGACCCCAACGAACUCAGCCUGGGCGUAUCAACAAAGAAAGGCACCAUCAUGAUGAUCCCCGCAGACCCCUCGGGGACACCCUCCAUGAGUUUUCGACAGUUCAAAUAUCCCGAGCAGACUCGCGAGGGAUGGGAAGCACUCGAUGCUGACAAGGAUAGACUGGCGAAGAUGCUGACGGAGGAUAUCGAAGAGUGGGCUGCCGAGUCGGAUUUCGUGAGGAGUAUAUUCGAACAAGUCAAGCCGCAAGAUACGCUUGUUUGGCCGGUUUAUUCUCUGCCGAAACUCGACCGUUGGGUCAGCGAUGGUGGCAAGGUCAUCAUCAUAGGCGAUGCAGCGCACAGUCUAAUCCCAGCGGCCGCUCAGGGGGCGAACGUGUCGAUCGAGGACUCCUGGACAUUGGCAAAAGUGCUCAGCGAGUCAACCCACGCUACCGAAACCAAAACUCUGCAACAUUGGCAAUCAACCAGAAACGAAAGGAUCGUAAAGGCCCAAAAACUCUCAUUACAACUAAUGAACGCCCGCCUCCCGGUGGAGGAACAAGCCAAACUCCCCAAAGACCAAGUCUUCGACUUCGAAAGCCAAUCCAACGAUCUCAAAUGGCUGUUCGAAGGCGUAGAUUGA
Molecule: messenger RNA, 1293 nt
Organism: Zasmidium cellare ATCC 36951
Lineage: Eukaryota; Fungi; Ascomycota; Dothideomycetes; Mycosphaerellales; Mycosphaerellaceae
Exons: 1
Coding region: 1-1293 (430 amino acids)
Molecular function (GO): monooxygenase activity; FAD binding
Source: RefSeq, a predicted model, not a curated record